This is a messenger RNA of Ceraceosorus guamensis, 4938 nucleotides long. RefSeq names its product cytoplasmic dynein heavy chain 2. Gene Ontology annotation, cellular component: dynein complex. The record is from RefSeq and is a predicted model, not a curated record. Gene Ontology annotation, molecular function: dynein intermediate chain binding; dynein light intermediate chain binding; minus-end-directed microtubule motor activity. Bases 187 to 4809 code for a protein of 1540 amino acids. Lineage: Eukaryota; Fungi; Basidiomycota; Exobasidiomycetes; Ceraceosorales; Ceraceosoraceae. The transcript has 7 exons. Gene Ontology annotation, biological process: microtubule-based movement.
CACUCACCACCAGCACCCGGUGACUCUUGACUCGAAGGCGUUCUGCGGCCAGUCGAGCAACGUCCUCACUACGGCUGCGGACAACCUCAAAGAAGCGUCUUAGCAGCCGCCCGUGAGCUGCUGAACGGUUCGUCCAGCUAGAAAUCCGAAAGACGCUGACGACAAGCUCCACUCAGCGCUUUCAACAUGCCGGUCCCCGAAAAGAUCGCUGGUGACUGGGCGCCUGCCGCCUAUCGGACAGUCGCGGAGGAGCUCACAUCCACCAUCGAUCUUGGCGGCUCAGCAUCUGAGAUUAUCGACUCGCUCGUGCACAUUCACUACUCUGUAUAUGCGGCCGCCGAGAGGCUGAAGAAGCGUCAGGGUCGGAGGCUGUGGAUGGGACCAAGGAGCUUCUUAGACUUCAUUCAUCACUAUGUCUCGCUCACAAACGAGAAGCGUUCUGCGCUCGAAGAAGAGCAACGACACCUCAAUGUUGGUCUUGACAAGCUCAAAGAGACUGUCUGGGCUGUGGAGGAGCUAAGGAAGUCGCUCGCUGUCAAGGACACGCAGCUGAAGGCAAAGAAUAAGGAGGCUAAUGACAAGCUGCAGCGAAUGGUAGCAGAUCAGAAGCAAGCUGAGGACAGGAAAGUGGAGUCGGAGCGAAUGCAAAAGGAGCUCGUCCGACAGCAGGAGGGUAUCGUGGUGCGGCGUGAAGAAGUCGAGGCCGAGCUGGCCAAUGCCGAACCCGCAGUGCAAGACGCAAAGGCCGCUGUCAGCAACAUCAAGAAACAGCACCUGACAGAAGUUCGUUCGAUGGGAAAUCCGCCUGCACCGGUCAAGAAUGCGAUGGAGAGCGUCUGCAUCGCUCUGGGUCACAAAGUAGACAGCUGGAAGACUGUGCAAGGUAUCAUUCGCCGAGACGACUUCAUUGCGUCCAUCGUCAACUUCGACACGGAGAGGCAGAUGAACAAGGCUGUGCGCGACAAGAUGCGUCGCGACUACCUCUCAAAGCCAGACUACAAUUUCGAGCAGAUCAACCGCGCUUCCAAGGCUUGUGGCCCACUAGCGAAGUGGGUCAUUGCGCAGGUGGAGUACUCGGACAUUUUGGACAAGGUCGGUCCGCUGAGAGAGGAAGUCAAUGCGCUCAGUGAAGAGGCAGAAAGAUCACAAGCAGCAGCUGCAGCGACAUUGGACAUUAUUGCCCAAACGGAACGGGACAUCGCGCGCUACAAAGAGGAGUACGCCGCAUUGAUCAGCGAGGUGCAGGCCAUCAAGAGCGAGAUGGAAAGAGUGCAGACGCGUGUCAACAGGAGUAUUCAACUACUCGACAGUCUCGGAUCCGAAAAGCAGAGGUGGGACAGCGCAAGCAAGACCUUUGACACCCAAAUGAGCACCAUCGUUGGCGACGCUCUUCUCUGUGCUGCAUUUCUGACGUAUGCUGGAUACUUUGACCAACAAUACCGCGAAGGUCUGUGGACAGGCUGGGUGGAUCACCUCACUGGAGCAGAAGUCAAAUUCAAGUCGGGAUUGAGCUUCACGGAAUACCUGUCUACAGCUGAUGAGCGCUUGGAUUGGCAAUCGAAAGGCCUGCCAUCCGACGCACUUGCUACUGAAAACGCCAUUAUGCUACAACGCUUCAGGCGCUACCCUCUUCUUCUGGAUCCUUCUGGUCAGGCGACCGCCUUCUUGCAAAAGUGGUACCAGGAUCGAAAGCUCACAGUCUCCUCAUUCCUGGACGAAGCAUUCGUCAAGAACCUCGAAUCUGCGCUGCGUUUCGGCCAGCCUAUGCUCGUCCAAGACGUCGAGAAUUUGGACCCCAUCGUCAAUCCAGUCCUGAACGGCGAGCUCAGACGCACUGGUGGCAGAGUGUUGAUCCGGGUCGGCACCCAAGAAAUCGACUUUAGCCCCUCUUUCACGAUGUUUUUGUCUACGCGCGAUCCAUCAGUGGAGUUCACGCCGGAUGUUUGCUCGCGGGUCACCUUUGUCAACUUCACAAUGACUCGCGAGUCCCUCCAAAGUCAAAGUCAAGAUCAAGUGCUCAAGGCCGAACGACCCGACACGGACAAGAAGCGCACGGACCUGAUGAAGCUGCAAGGAGAAUUCCAGCUUCGCCUGCGCCAUUUGGAGAAGAGCCUUCUAAACGCGCUCAAUGCUAGUGAAGGCAACAUUUUAGAUGAUGACAAGGUGAUCGAUACCCUCGAAACUUUGAAGAAAGAGGCUCGCGAGGUCACCACAAAGGUAGAAGAAACGGAAGCUAUCAUGCAAGAUGUAGACGCCGUCACUCGACAGUACGAACCACUUGCCAAGGCAUGCUCUUCCCUUUUCUUCGUGCUCGACCAGCUCAACCUCGUCAAUCACUUUUACCAGUUCUCACUCCGAUUUUUUCUGGAUAUCUUUGACUUUGUGCUGCGCCGCAACCCUCAUCUUCAGGGUGUCUCAGAACCCUCGGAGAGGCUUCGGAUUCUAACCCGCGACCUCUUCUUGGUGGUGUACAAGCGCACCAGUCGAGCUCUUGCACAUCGAGACCACGUCAUGCUUGGAGCUCUCUUGGCACAAAUUUGGAGUCGCGAAGGGUCGGAGCCUGAGGCGCUCGACUCUGAGGAGUACGACUUCCUGCUCGAGGGCGGAGAUGUAGUUGGUCAACCUCCUGCCUCGACAGGAGGCAUCUUGGAUCAAAUCUUCUCUCCAGAGCAACGCCAGCGAGUCGAAGCUUACAAGCGGCUACCUGUAUUUCGCGGCUUGACAAAUCACGCGGAGCAGCAUUCGGACGAGUGGCGAGAAUUCCUAGCGUCUGCAACUCCAGAGACCGCUGUGCCACGCUUCUGGCCAGAGACAACAGAUCUCGCGGACCUCGUGAGGCGCAUCUUGGUUGUCAAAUGUCUGCGGUCGGACAGAAUCGUGCAAGCGAUGACGACACUUGUCAACACAGUGUUCGGUGCAGACAUACUUGCCGACACGGCUUAUGAUCUGAAGAGCAUCGUAUCCGAUGAAGUAGGUGCUCAAACUCCAAUCGCGCUGUGCUCCGUGCCUGGCUUCGACGCCAGCUACCGAGUUGAUCAGCUGGUGCGAUCAACAGGUGUGAAGUGCAUCAGCGUUGCUAUGGGAUCCGCCGAAGGUUUCGCACAAGCUGAUCAAGCCAUUUCAAACGGUGUGAGGACCGGCCAGUGGGUUCUUCUGAAGAACGUGCACUUGGCGCCAGAAUGGCUCUCUCAGCUUGAGAAGAAGCUUUCGACCACCACACCGAAUCGCAAUUUCCGACUAUUUCUUACUUGCGAGACUGUACCAUCAAUCCCUGUCAACUUCUUGCGAGCCUCGCGGAUCCUCAUGAACGAGCCGCCUCCCGGUAUCAAGGCGAGCAUGCUGGACAGUCUUCGAGGCAUCGCUCCAAGCCGUCUGCAAAAGGGACCUGCAGAAUCGAUGCGGCUGUUCUUCUUGCUAUCCUUCCUGCAUGCCACUCUGACCGAGCGUCUGCGCUACACGCCUCUCGGUUGGUCGAAGACGUUCGAGUUCAAUGACUCUGAUGCUGAGACAGCACUGGACACCAUAGAUGCAUGGGUUGGAAGGGUUGCCAAAGGUCGCGCCAACAUUGAUCCAGCAAGCAUUCCUUGGGACGCACUGCGGUCACUGAUCAAGACCACCGUGUAUGGCGGCAAGAUCGACAACGAAACAGAUCAGCUGCUUCUCGACACUUUUGUCAAUGCUAUUUUCACCCCUGCAGCGUACGAGUCCGCCUUUCCUCUAGUCGACAAUGAGCAAAUGCCGCUCAUUGCUCCAGAGGGAACGCAAAUGGACCAGUUCAUUGCGUGGGUGCAAAAGCUGCCCGAACAGCAGCCUCCCCAGUGGCUCUCGCUUCCGCCAACUGCAGAGCGAGUCAUCGCGACAGCGCAAGGUGCUGCCCUGCUCAACAAGCUCGUGCGUAUGCGUGAGCUCGCGGACGAUGACGACGUGGCCCCAACUGCGGCGACUACUGCGCCGCAUGAGGGCACGGCGUCCUCUAGCGCUCACGCCCAGCCAGUGUGGAUGAAGACCCUACAACAAAACGCCAUCGAAUGGCUGAAAGUUUUGCCUGGGGAUAUUUCGAAGCUGACGGGCACCUCUUCGAGCAUUGCGGACCCUCUGUUCCGUUUUUGGGCCCGCGAGCACCGGACUGGUGCGUCGUUGCUAAAGACAGUACGUUCAGAUCUCGAGGAAGUCGUGUCCGUUUGUGCCGGAGAGACGCGGCAGAACAAUCACAACCGAAAUUUGCUGAACGACUUGCCCAAAGGUGUGAUACCAGCAUCGUGGAAGCAGUACGCGACACCCAAAGCAAUGUCUUUGGGUCUUUGGAUCGCCGACCUCACACAACGUCUUGCCCAGCUGGAAAGCGUCACCAAAGAGAAUCGGUACGACCGCUUUGCCGUCGUGCUGGGUCUACUCUUCUCGCCGGGCGCGUACUUGACCGCUACGAGACAAGCUGUCGCUCAUACGACACGCGUCAGUCUGGAAAACCUCAAGCUUGAUCUGCGCGUCAAUGAUGGGGGUCGCACAGAGAAUGGCUUCGCGAUUGAAGGUCUCAAACUGGAAGGAGCAGACUGGCUAGAAACCUUUCUCGACGUCAACGAUGGGCGCACAGUCAGCUUGUCGCGCAGCAGCAUUCUCUGGCUCGACGGAGCUGCUGACGGCGCGGACCCGACGGAUACGCCGUCAUCUGCGCCUGCGCGGCACGUUCCAAUCACCGUCUACCUGAACGGCGACCGCGACAACACGUUGUUUCAUGUCAAGCUACCAGCAGCUCAAAGCUUGCCCGUGGCCACGGUCGCUCAGAGGGCUGUCGCAGUCCGAGCAGCUUGACCAAGCAGCAUCUUUUGCUUGUCAAAGCCGAUGUGAUUGCAAGCAGACCAGACCUGUAGCGUCUGCGGUCGAAUGUGUUGGCGUUUUGUAAUUGUACAGAUUGCGUAGAAACAUGAUGAUGUGCGGGUA